This is a messenger RNA of Electrophorus electricus (electric eel), 2726 nucleotides long. It is a transcript of the gene fam49al, whose product is annotated as family with sequence similarity 49 member A, like. Gene Ontology annotation, biological process: regulation of actin filament polymerization. Gene Ontology annotation, molecular function: small GTPase binding. Lineage: Eukaryota; Metazoa; Chordata; Actinopteri; Gymnotiformes; Gymnotidae. The record is from RefSeq and is a predicted model, not a curated record.
AGGCAGGGAAAGAGACUGACACACUCACACACGCACACAUGCACACACACAUGCACACACAAACACACACACGCAGCGUGAGGUAGAGGUUGAAGCAGACACUAUUCGUGCGUUCAGGGAGGACCACAGUCGUGCAGCUUGCCGGGGAAGUGAAAGGAGUGUUGUUUUUCAGCGCACGCUUUUGUCCUUUGUGUUUUCCUGAGGGGGGGGGUCUGCUCAAUUUUUCCCCAAUUCCUUAUUGUUGACUGAAGAGAGAGCAGGAGCACCGGUGCCUCCCUGGAACGCAUCUCGCCGGUGGUGGACGCUGAUGCUGUGGUAGAGCGAGAGGAGCAGACAGGCACCCGGUGGAUGCAGUGACGUGCUCUCAGAGGAAACUCGCAAGCAAAGGUUUGCUGGCCAUGGGGAACCUCAUUAAGGUCCUUGGCAAGGAUUUAGAAAAUUGUCCACAUUUUUUUCUGGACUUCGAAAAUGCCCAGCCCACGGAGGCUGAGACAGUCGUGUGGAACCAGGUCAGUGCUGUGCUGGAGGAGGCCCAUGGGAUACUGGCCGAGCUGCAGUCCUACAAUGGAGCCGGGCAGGAGAUAAGAGAGGCUAUCCAGAAUCCCAAUGACCUCCAGCUACAGGAGAAAGCCUGGAAUGCUGUCUGCCCCCUGGUGGCCAAGCUGAAACGAUUCUAUGAAUUUUCACUCAGGUUAGAGAAUGCCUUGCGUAGCCUCCUGGAGGCGCUGACGAGCCCUCCGUAUGCUCCAAUGCAGCACCUGGAGAGAGAGCAGGCCCUGGCCAAGCAGUUUGCAGAGAUCCUGCACUUCACACUCAGCUUUGAUGAGCUCAAGAUGACAAAUCCAGCCAUUCAAAAUGACUUCAGUUACUACAGGAGGACCAUAAGCAGGAAUAGGCUGAACAAUCAGCAGUUAGAGGCAGAGAAUGAAGUCAAUAACGAAAUGGCCAAUCGGAUGUCUCUUUUCUAUGCGGAAGCCACACCCAUGUUGAAAACCCUGAGCAAUGCCACAACUAAGUUUGUGUCAGAGAACAAGACACUGCCCAUUGAAGACACUACAGACUGCUUGAGCACUAUGGCCUGCGUGUGCCGGGUCAUGCUGGAGACUCCGGAGUAUCGAUGCCGCUUCUCCAACACAGACACCAUGCUGUUCUGUAUGCGUGUGAUGGUGGGCGUCAUCAUCCUCUACGACCACGUUCAUCCUGUGGGUGCCUUCGCCAAAACCUCCAAGAUUGACAUGAAGGGCUGCAUCAAGGUGUUGAAAGAUCAGCCUUCAAAUAGUGUGGAGGGACUGCUGAAUGCAUUGAGGUAUACAACAAGACAUCUAAAUGAUGACAGCACCUCGAAACAAAUCCGUGCCCUACUUCAAUGAGAAAGGGAGACGUUGGGGGAGACGGGGGAAGCAAGCGAGAGUGAAUAAACAUGACUGACAGAGAACAAAAGAUGAUGGCUGACAGUCUUGGGUGAACCAACCUCAGAAAUCUGUUUGUUUACAAAAAUUUAAUGCGCAAAAUUAUCUCAAUUUCAAUAACCUAAAACAGAGAGAAAUAUGAAAAAGUAUAUUGUCAAUUGUUCAUCAUGUCUUUGAUUUUGUAAAAAAAAGAAAAAAAGAUUAUAGAGAGAUAUAUAUGUAGGUAUAUUGAAAUACAAACUGAAAGAGAACCAUGGCCUACCAGGUGAGAGCCCCUAAAAUCUAAGAAAUUAUUAAAAUCCUAUGAUCAGAAAAAAAGGCUCAUAUAACAAUACACUUGUGCAGAUUAAUUUUGCAUAUAUAAAAUAAUUCUAACUCUUCCUUUGACAUAAAAAAAAUCUGAAAAUGGCCUGCCACAGCAUGUAUAGAUCAACUCUCUUUUCAUGCAUUAGAAUCAAAUGGAGUUUUAAUACACUUGCCACAUCAUGUCAUGCUUCUUUCAUUGCAUUCUGGAGUUAUAGUGUUCGAGAUACAACUAGAUUUCAUCUCUUCUAGAGAGUGUCAGUUACAGAAUCAAUUUAUGACUCAGAUACCAUGUCAUGCUAUUCCUGCAUUUCUCGAUAUAAAUCCACCAGUACCUAUUAAAUGAAACUGAUUUAUGUUGCUGUAUAUACACAAAAAGCACAGGCUAGUUUUGUAACCAAGAUAAGCAUUUUGUUAAAACUUAUUCACUAGUGCUGUACAGCAAUACUCCACCAAGGUAACAGCUGCAAAAGCACUGAACUGUUUUAAAUAAGCUGUUUGAAAUAAGCUGUGCCAAUACAGGAUGAAGAGUGACCAGCUUCAUGAACACAGAAUAGGCUGUGGCAGGCUACACACAGAAGGGCCUGAUAUGAGCUUUUUCUGAUCCAAUGAAUUGUGGCAGGUGGGAUUCUUGGAACUUCUGAGUAAGCCACUCAUUUUGCUCAGCACCAUUAGCUAUUUUCUGUGCCACUGCUUCUCAUUCAGAGGCAUGUAGUAUGAUAGGAAUCCAGAAUGGAGUGAAGAGGUCAGGAGGUGAUGCCCCAAGCCCAUGAAACAAAGGGCCACUGUACACCAGCCUCUUAGAAAAAUACACAGCACUCAGCAAAACACAGCAAAGAGUGACCUCAGUUCUACUUCUACUUAUCACAAGUGAAUUGCCAAAUGCGACUGACAAUGCCUUCUGGAAGACAAAUGUUGGGCAGGUCCAUUCUCUUAAACUGUAAACCAUAUGAAUCACUUACUUACAUACACACACACACACACACACACACACACACACACACACACACACAG